Molecule: messenger RNA, 2576 nt
Organism: Hymenoscyphus albidus
Lineage: Eukaryota; Fungi; Ascomycota; Leotiomycetes; Helotiales; Helotiaceae
Source: the annotation of a GenBank genome assembly
AUUUGUCGCCUUUAAAGUGUCCCUCCAAGAUCCAAAGACAGAAGAAGUUUCAAAAAGGUGUAUAUGGCUGGGACGUGCUCUGUCAAAUGUCAUGAGAAGAUGUCAUACUCGCGCCUAGGUACGAACAUAUGGUGAAGGUGAAUGUCGGCCCCAGCUCCUGGGAGAAGCAGGAGUUCACUGAAGAUGCACUUGAUCGGCUCUCGGUUGCAGCGUCGGAUCCGGAUCCGGAUCAGGUCCAGAAUUGGAUCUUUGCAUCUUCCAUCGCUUCGCACACGUCUGCUUUCAUCCCAUCCUAUCAAAACUUACAAAAAUAAUACAGUACUGCAAGGCCUCUCAACCUUCCAGGAUACCACCACUGCAAGGAAGUUGUCACCGCUCCGAGGCAAGAACCAUCAGCAAAAUCCAAGUUGCAGCCCCGUCGCUGAAAACCCAGGUAGGGGUGUCUCUUGUCUUGUCAUACCGAGUUCCACGAUCCAUACUGGCAGUAUAAAAAAAUACCUGGGUAUUCUACCGCAAGCGCGUUUCAACCAAGAUACCACGAAAGACGGCGAAUCCCAAUUGGAAUUCCCUUCUAAUUCGAUCCGAGUUGAGGGCUAUGCGCUAACGUCCAUUUCUAGAACAAUUUUUGAAAGUGGACAUCCUUCGCCAAACCCCUCGCUCCACGUGAUUUGCUCCCCUUUCUUUCCGCCUUGUCCUGAGGUUUCUCAACAUGACAGAAGUGAGGGUAGAUGAUCGGAAAGACGAUGAGUCGGAUACUGAGGGUAUCGAUAUCUUUGCCGAUCCGGAGGGCUUCUAUCCACCUUCACCAAAACCUACGACUGAGACGCAUACUCUUCUUUCUGGUCGGGUUCUGUCAUUACGACUUGUGGGCCAUAAUCCGCUGUGGGGUCAUCAUCUAGUAAGAUAUGAAUUCUUUACAUCUACCAAAUAUGAGCAAACCGAACAUCUAUGUCACAAAUCACAACUUUUCAAACUCUCAACUUCUCUUUUCCAUGUUUCUGCAAUCCAUAUUUUCAUAUUCCAAUCAACCUAGUCUUCAAACAGCACGCCUCGAAAAGAGGUUAAAUUAUUUUGCCGUGUCUUUAUCCUUCAUUACUUGCUAUGGCAAACCAAUACAAUUCUCAUUCCACAAAAGAUGAAAUUGUCAAGCAUUCAUAAUCACACUGCGAUUUCAUCAUCUACCUCUCAUCACAAGAUAUCCUCAUACUUUAUGUUCCAUAGUUUAUCUUCGGAUUAUCCUUCGAAUUCCAUCUCCAUUAGUUUAUCUUUCAAACUCAAACCACUAACUCUACUCCUAGUGGCAAGCAGGCCGCCUAAUAUCAACCUACCUCGAAACCCACCCGGACCUCAUCACAUCCAAAACCGUCCUCGAACUCGGCGCCGGCGCAGGUCUCCCCAGCCUCGUCUGCACCCUCCUCGGCGCAAAGAAAGUAGUAGUAACCGACUACCCGGACCCAGAUCUAAUCUCCAACCUCUGGGCCAACAUCGACACCGCACAGCUCAACAUUGCAACUUCCACUUCCUCCGACCCAACCACCAAAAAAAUAGUAGCAGAAGGCUACUGCUGGGGCGCCUCACCCACACCCCUACUCGCCCACCUCCCCACACCCUCCUCCGGCUUCGACCUCCUCAUCCUCGCGGACCUCCUCUUCAACCACUCGGAACACGCAAAGUUGGUGCAGACUAUCCUCGAUACCCUCUCAAGAAGUAAAGACGCGAGGGCUUUGGUAUUCUUCACUCCCUACAGACCCUGGUUGUAUGAGAAGGAUAUGGCGUUCUUUGAUUUAGUCAGGGAGAAGGGUCUGUGUGUUGAGAAGGUGCUGGAGGAGAGGUUGGAGAAGGUUAUGUUUGAAGAGGAUCCGGGGGAUGAGGAGUUGAGGAGGAUGGUUUUUGGGUUUGAGGUGCGGUGGUGCGGUGGGGGGGUGUAGGGUGGGGGAAUCUUAGAAAAGAAUUGGGAAGUAGGUAGAAGGGGUUGGUUUUGUAUGUUGUGAAAUUGUUGUAUUUCGCAUCCGCAAUGUAAAGGACAUAAGACCACAUCCUCAUACACAUCACCCCAACAAAACCCUACAAUCACCCCAACAUUCUCAUCCCCCAUACUAGGCAUUUCAAAGCAUCUUUCCUAUCACUUCAAACUCCAUAACGCAAGUUCCCUCCCUGCCUCUAUCUAAUUAAGCAAUCUUACUGUACUUUCUUAAGAUAGAUUCCAUGGAACAUCCAAUCGAACCAAAGUCUUCCAAGAAUCCAUUGACAUCUGCUGGCCGCUGCUUCGUGGCUCAUUCCUUUAUAUCGAUGAUAAUACUACGUGUAUACUCGGUAAGAGUACCCCAAGCCCUUGCUGAGUAUUGGAUAAGAUUUCACAUGCUCAUUAAGGGUUCGUGAGGGCUUUGGGUUUGGAUGUCCCCCGUUUCCCGUUGCCACUUCCUCUAAAAAGCCUAAGGGGAAUGAGGAAAAAUUGAUAGGUUUAUUGGGGUUGAGAGGUAUGGAGUUUAAAGUGGAGUGGAUGACUUGGUUUGGUAUUUUGGUUGUAGAUGGUUUUUAGAGUAUAGUGAUAUGGAUUUUUUGAGGGUUGUUUGGGG